Molecule: messenger RNA, 2236 nt
Organism: Protopterus annectens (West African lungfish)
Lineage: Eukaryota; Metazoa; Chordata; Ceratodontiformes; Protopteridae
Product: zinc finger protein 615-like
Exons: 4
Coding region: 150-1853 (567 amino acids)
Biological process (GO): regulation of DNA-templated transcription
Source: RefSeq, a predicted model, not a curated record
UUUGACACAGCUUUGGUUUCUGUACACAAAAACAAUCAUACCAUGAUUUUGUGAUUGUUUACUGUUUGUGUACUUGCAGCACUUACAAAAAGCAGGUGUUAGUUAUCAAAUUCUGUGGCUUGUGGGUCUGGAGGCUGAAACAAGGAAUCAUGAAGUUGGAGGUUCCGCAAAGCCUUGCAGAUGUCGCUGUUGAGUUUUCAGGAGAGGAGUGGAAGAUGUUAAGUAAACAGCAGAAAGAGCUACACAGGAACGUGAUGGUGCAGAACUAUGAGAACAUGAUUUCUGUAGGGUAUCAUAUCCCAGUGGAGCAUCUUUGCGUAUAUAUUAAGAAAGAUGAAACUAUCCUAUCUGCUGUCAGUGAAGGAGGCAUAGCAGUGCAGGCAAUGCAGCUUCCUGAUACCAGUAUCAGCAUCAACAGGAGCACAGAUUGUGCAGAGGUAUGGAGUCAGCAGUCAUCAGGCGGCAAAUGCCUUGAUUCUGAGCAUGAUAAAGCCUUGCUGGAGAAGAUCAUGAUUACAGGACAUCUGGUACCAAGUGAAAGCAAACAUCAUAACUGUAUUAUGGAAAACAAAGUUGAAUUUGGCAAGAAAACUGAAAUGGAAAUGCAUCUAGAACCUCAAGAAGGAAAAGAGCCAUGCAGGCUUAAUCAUAGUGAUAAUUUAAUGCUCCACGUUAGUGGCCUGACUGAUAAGUUAAUUCACAUUGGCAAAGGAAGAAUGAAUAUGCCAACAAUGCAUAAGCAAGUAUACAAUGGAAAAAAACAAUAUAAAUAUGCCAUACAUGACAAGGGUUUCACAGGUAAAGUAAAAUUAGCAGCAAAUAACAUUACUCAUACUAGACAGAAACACUUAAAAUGUACCAGCCAUGAAAAACAUUUUAAACAGAAGUCAAGAGUAGAAAAACAUCAGUAUACACACACUGAGCAGAAACCUUAUAAGUGUGCUACAUGUGGAAAGGGGUUUACACGGAAGGAUGCCAUGGUAAGUCAUCAGUACACACACACUGGGCCGAAACCGUACAAGUGUUCUACAUGUGGAAAGGAGUUUACACGGAAGGAUGCCAUGGUAAGUCAUCAGUACACACACACUGGGCAGAAGCCUUAUAAGUGUGCUACAUGUGGAAAGGGGUUUACACGGAAGGAUGCCAUGGAAAGUCAUCAGCAUACGCACACUGGGAAGAAACCUUACAAGUGUGCUAUGUGUGGAAAGGGGUUUAUACAGAAGGUUUCCAUGCUACAACAUGAACAUACCCACACUGGUCUGAAACCUUAUAAGUGUGCUACAUGUGGAAAGGGGUUUACACAGAAGGUUGCCAUGGUAAGACAUGAGCAUAUCCACACUGGUCUGAAACCUUAUAAGUGUGCUACAUGUGGAAAGGGGUUUACAAGCAAGGAUGUAAUGGAGAGACAUGAGCAUAUUCACACAGGUCUGAAACCUUAUAAGUGUGCUACCUGUGGAAAGGAGUUUAUACGGAAGGGUGCCAUGAAAAGUCAUCAGUAUACACACACUGAUCUGAAACCUUAUAAGUGUACUACAUGUGGAAAGGGGUUUACACCGAAGGCUUAUUUGAUAAGACAUGAACAUAUCCACAGUGGUAUGAAACCUUAUAAGUGUGCUACAUGUGGAAAGGGGUUUAUACUGAAGGGUACCAUGGUAAGACAUCAGUAUAUCCACAGUGGUCUGACACCUUAUAAGUGUGCUACAUGUGGAAAGGGAUUUACACAGAAGGAUACCAUGAUAAGACAUGAGCAUAUUCACACUGGUCUGAAACCUUAUAAGUGUGCUACAUGUGGAAAGGGAUUUAUACAGAAGGUUGCCAUGGUAAGACAUGAGCAUGUCUCUCACCCCUCCUGACCUCCUCUGAGCUACCCCCACUUUCUCUAUCCUUUCUCACCCAUAAGUCUACGAAUAUACUAUAUUACUCCCUCCUAUGCCUUACACAGCAUAGGAAUUUCUAAUCCACCCAAAAUUUUAAUUCCAUCUUCUCAGGUUGUUCAAAACCAAUUAUUAUUCUGUACUAUAAAGAUAGAUUGAUACUACUAACACUACAUCAACUUGAUCUUUGUUAAUAUUAGAGUAGUAUAAUAUAUUAGAGUUGUAUAAUACUUUUUACUUAAUUUCUGAUGAUCCUGCUUGUAUAAUUAUAGUAAGUCUGUAUUAGUUCAUAUUUGAUUGUUUUUGAUUUUUGUUUUGUUUUGUUUUGAUUUCAAUUUGUACAUCUGUAAAUGGAGCUUUUC